Phyllostomus hastatus (greater spear-nosed bat) is the source of this 1078-nucleotide messenger RNA. It is a transcript of the gene NINJ1, whose product is annotated as ninjurin 1. The record is from RefSeq and is a predicted model, not a curated record. The coding region runs from base 140 to 595 and encodes 151 amino acids. Lineage: Eukaryota; Metazoa; Chordata; Mammalia; Chiroptera; Phyllostomidae. The transcript has 4 exons. Gene Ontology annotation, biological process: cell adhesion; tissue regeneration. Gene Ontology annotation, cellular component: membrane.
AGGCGGUCCGGGGCAGUCCGGGGCGGUCCCGGGGAGGACCUGGGCGGGCGCGGUCCCGGGACGGGCGCGUACCCGGGUACCCGCGCGGAGGAACGGGUAGCGUUGUGUCUUGGAGCGAGGCGGUCCCGGAGGCCGCACCAUGGACUCGGUCCCCGAGGAGUACGAGCUCAACGGCGACCUGCGCCCAGAAUCGCCCCGAUCCCCGGACGCCUCGCCACCCCGCUGGGGCAGGAGCCAGCCUAUCAACGUGAACCAUUAUGCCAACAAGAAGAGUGCAGCAGAAAGCAUGCUGGACAUCGCGCUGCUGAUGGCCAAUGCCUCUCAGUUGAAAGCUGUCAUCGACCAGGGCCCCAGCUUCGCCUUCUUUGUCCCUCUGGUGGUACUCAUCUCCAUCUCCCUUGUGCUACAAAUCUGCGUGGGCGUGCUGCUCAUCUUCCUGGUCAGGUACGACCUCAACAACCCAGCCAAGCACGCCAAGCUGGACUUCCUCAACAACCUGGCCACCGGCCUGGUUUUCAUCAUUGUUGUGGUCAAUAUCUUCAUUACUGCCUUUGGUGUCCAGAAGCCUGUAUUGGACGUGGCACCCCGGCAGUAGGGCUCAGCGGCCUGGAAAGCUGCCUCACCCUUGAGGCCCACCUGCUUACAUGUGGCGGUCCCUGAAACCACCAAAGCCAGGACUGGACUAGAGGACACUUGGGCCAGUGUGAGGCCUGCUCUGUGCUUGGUGGUUCCUUCUCCUGGAGCAGAGACAGCAAGGUCCAGCAAGGCCCAGAGGGCAGAAUUGGAGAUCCCCAAGAAGGGUCACAGCCAGCACAGACACACAGCAGGCCUGAAGACGGGCAGCGAGCGGCCAGGGCCAGCCUUAGUCUCAGGAUCUUCUCAGAGGGACAAGAAGAUGUCCCCCUCAGCCAAUGCACCCUUGGGAGACCCAUGGCCUCUGCCCUUCCUGACCCAUGCCCCAGCCAUGGCUGUGGGCCCUGCAUAUACCUUCCACCAGUAGUAACUGAGUAGGGUCUGGGGCCUGAGCCCCACUUUUCUAAGCACAAAUGACCAAUAAAAUAGAUGCUUCUUCUGUGUA